ACAUCCUUACAGGGUGGUGACGCCUCGUUGAAAAGUACGGUCUGCCCGACGCCUUUACCGUUCUGAUACUGCCUAGAGUUGCGCCCCACAGUUCUACGUUUGCUCGACCACCGAGAUAAGAUCAAGGCAGAUUUAGGAUGCGUCCAAUCGAGCACAACCGCUGCAGCUGCCGUGUCACCAGGACCAGCGGAGGGUCACCGAGGGUGCUUAAGGUCUGCACUUGCCAAUAAAAGCUGAGGGCGGAGCAGUGGAACCUUUUCUGAUCUGCAUUGUUUGACAGUCCGGACACCUACCCAUCUCCGUGGCCAUGAUGCAGCAAAACAUCACUGCUAAGUAUCCCAUCGGGAGCGAGCCCGGCCUCCACUUCAUACCCUAUUUGAUCUUCAUAUCCUACGUCGUCAGCUUGAUUGGCGCAAUUACGACAGUCGAACUCCUCCAUCGCAGAGUAUCAGGGAGCGGAUGGCGCAGUUGGGUGCAACUAGCAGCCUGUUCGGUCUCCUUCGGUCUCGUCGCAAUCUGGUGCAUGCACUUCGUUGGCAACCGCGCAAUCGUUCUCGGUGACGGAGAAGACGAAAUCCAGCUGUACUACAGCCCCGUCUACACCGCCGUGUCUGCCAUUCUGCCUAUCGUCGUGAUUUUCCUAGGAUUAUUGGUAGCCGACCGGUUCGUCAGAGGUAGCAGACGCUCCGUCACGCGCUAUGGCGCACUCGUGGUCUGCGGUAUAUGCACUGGAGCCGCCGUUACUGAGAUGCACUACCUUGGAAACCAAGGAACGACGAACUACCGACUCGGUCCCGGCCUCCCGUUCAUCAUCGGCGCCGCGGCGAUCGCGAUAGGGGCGUGCUUGAUUGCAUUCGGACUUUUCUUCCACUGGAGCAGACACUGGGUGAACAAUAUCUGGAGAAGAAUGCUCGUAGCCUGUUUCCUCGCUGUUGCCGUUUCUGGCAUGCACUGGACAGCCGCCGCUGGCACAGCAUACGAAGUGAGAGGUUAUCACACUGGACCAGGAAAGGCAAGGAACGUGAAUUUGAUCAUUGCUAUCUGUCUGUGUCUCGCGGCCUGUGUUGUCUGCUUCGUGAUUGGGUUAAUGAAGCAACGCCAGCAGAAGAAGCUCAGAGACCGCGCCCAACAGGUUGUGCUUGCUGUCGCAACAUUUGACGGCGAAGGGAGACUGCUUGUGACUCCUGGGGGCUUGCUGCCUUGCCAAACGAUAACCCGUCAAUUCCACCAAAGGACUUUCGACGAGGACUUCAAUACCCGACACCCGGUUUUCCAAUGGCUCUUCCGAGUAUCCCGUCAUUGGGGUGGCAUCAUCGAUUUGAUUCCUGCUAUGCGAGAUCAUCUGCAAUCCACGGGAUAUUUACAGACUCAAACACCAGUCAUGGGUAGUGGGGAAAGGACUUCGUUCGGAAGCGAUGAUGACACCUCGUACUCCGCUACCUUCCGUGAACUGUUCUGUGUGACAGCUCAGGAUAUUGCGAGAAGUCUUGAAACGAGACUACAAGACCUUGGGGCUCUCUACGAGGACGUUUCCACCACUGGAACGCUGCUGUCGAAGACAUUCUUCAGAGAUACUCACGGCAGAACGAUCAUCGCGGCGGACGUCGUGCCACAGGACGAAGCCGGGCUUGCAAGUCCUAUUCUCUUCGGGAGAGGACAGCUCCUAGUCAUCACUCGGAAGAUCGGGACCGACGAAGCGAAUCGCUUGCAGAAUGUGGGAUACAGGUUCGCCAGUAUGGAUCAGAUUGGCGACCAGCUCGCUCGCAGCUUGCAGGUUUCCCAUGAGGACCUUAACGGACUAGUCACCCGCCUUCAGGAAUUUUGCGUCAGGGAGUCUUUGAUCCCGAAGAAGGGAACGUACCUGGCCUCCUUCCUACUCCAGCCAUCCCCGGUCAUCAAAGGCCUAGACGUCAUCGUGCCCAGGCAAACUCCCGAUCGGUUGCCAAUGAUCAAGUUGACGACCGACACGCUCAAUCCGAGGCAAAUGAAACUCCUGUCCACGUUCAAUGGAUUGACUUUAGAGGACUGCCUUGGGCGGCUUUCCCGGUCUGGCUCAGCCACAGAGGACGAUGUUUUCCUCGAGAAGUUCCGUAAUAAGAUCCGUGAAUUGGUCAAAGAGGUGCCGGAACCCGCACUGCACCAAGCCAUCUUCUCUUCCCAGCAGCUCGAUAUCGCACACGGCAUGACCAGCCAGGACGCAUUUCAGGCCACCGUUUUCGCGUUCUGUGGGAUCAAGGAGGUCUACAGCCAGUCACUACAGAGUCCGGGUCUGCGAUGCAUACCGCUAUCAUUCUUCCGCACCAACCUCAGAACUUAUCCCCGCUGCCCAGACCACGCCAUUCUGGCGCACAAGAACCACAAGGAGUUCAGCACACUACUAUCUUCAUCGACAGACAUCCAGGCGACGUCGGCCAGAUCGGGAAGCAAAUGGUCCAAUCUCUUCCGAGCAAACAGCAACUCGAUAUCCGAGACCACCUUGAACCCAGAUAGCAGCUCGGAGAAGGGUCUGGUCAACCCGUCGCAUGUUGGCGCCGAUACUCCCAGCAACAGCGGUCAUCCGUUUGGAGGCAUAAUGGUCAGCCAUGAUGUCGUGAUCAGCGAAGACCAGAAGCACUCCUGUCACGUGGAGCUCCGCGAGCUGGGCGUUCGAUCUGAAGCUGGUGUCGCAGAUACAGAGCAGCUGACCUUGGCUGAUAGACUUAUGUCUAUCACCACAUCGUUCCGUGACCCUCACGCGAGGGCCCUGACACGGGAGAAUUAUGGUCGACGGUAGCUAUGAUCUCUCUUCUUUCAUCUCUCUUGACAUUUAACCGUCGACCACUCACUAGGUGGCGGGUGUAUAUGUAGUAAUGCCGUUUCAUGUCGCCAUGAAUGUGGGUGGGAAAGAACGGGGUGGGCGGCUAUCUGCUUUUUUUCUGAAAAGGGUAGUACUGUGUAUCAUCUGGGAUGGGAGGAUGCCUGUUGGCGCUACGGUGAACAUUUCAUGCGGGAUGGGCAUGAUACCUUGUAGCAUACAUUAUGUACAGUGAGUGUAUAGUCAUCUGCGGAUGAAUAAUGGACAUUUUGGAAUCCGGAAGAACGAGGAUGGGGAGCUUUCGCAAAUUCACCGAUCCUCCCUCGGUUUGUUCGGAGGGGCUCUUGGCGAAGACGUCAACUCGCCGACUUUUUGUGCCCCGCGUGUUG
Messenger RNA from Trematosphaeria pertusa, 3183 nucleotides. RefSeq lists its product as uncharacterized. The transcript has 5 exons. The record is from RefSeq and is a predicted model, not a curated record. The coding region runs from base 308 to 2773 and encodes 821 amino acids. NCBI's taxonomy places the organism in Eukaryota, Fungi, Ascomycota, Dothideomycetes, Pleosporales, Trematosphaeriaceae.